Eruca vesicaria subsp. sativa (arugula) is the source of this 888-nucleotide messenger RNA. NCBI's taxonomy places the organism in Eukaryota, Viridiplantae, Streptophyta, Magnoliopsida, Brassicales, Brassicaceae. The record is from the annotation of a GenBank genome assembly.
AAAAAUAUCUCUGUUUCUGCUCCUGACACUCCCUCGCUACUCUCUGUCUCCUUUUUAUUUUUUCAAAUUCUUUGUUUUUUCUGAUCCUUUCCUCCUCCAAUCUCAUCAUCUCGACUCCCUGCAGACAACCUUAUCUGAUCUCUAUUCAAAACCUGAGAUUCAAAUCGUCCACGAUCUGCCUGUUCAAUCCAAACAUCCCGAAGUUGGAUAAAUGCUAGAUCAAACCGAGAAAAUCUUCGAUUCAGAAGACAUGAAAACAAAGCUCACAUCCAAAUAUGCAACUGAAGAAGUAAUAAUCAGCAGCAGCAGCAACGAGAAGAAGAGUUGUGCUAUUUGUGGUACUAGCAAAACCCCCCUUUGGCGUAGCGGUCCCACAGGUCCCAAGUCGUUAUGUAAUGCAUGUGGGAUUAGGAACAAGAAGAAGAAAAGUAGUGUGAUCAGAAAAAAUAGAUGGGAAGUUAAGAAUAAGAAUAAGAAGAAGAAUCCUAAGCUUGGUGACUCAUUGAAGAAGAGAUUGAUGGAGUUGGGGAGAGAAGUGAUGAUGCAUCGAUCGACGGUUGGAGAUCAACGGAGGAAGAAGCUUGGUGAGGAAGAGGAAGCUGCUGUGUUGCUCAUGGCUCUCUCUUAUGCUUCUUCUGUUUAUGCUUAAACAGAAUCUCACUGAUUUGAGUUGAGAUGAUUGAUUAAUUUUCUAGUCACUUAUUCAGAUUCUGAGAGUAAUAAUAAUAGCUAACGAAUUAGUUUGUAAUUUUUGUUCGUUUUCUGUUGUUUAAUCAAAACUUCUUUUCUGAAUUUUUGUAUCUGGUUUGUGUGAUAUGUAGUAGAAACGGAAGGUCAAGAAUUAAGAUUAUUUUUCAGUCUUGCUUUUUUGUUUUGUUCAAAUUUUUU